Molecule: messenger RNA, 321 nt
Organism: Heterostelium album PN500
Lineage: Eukaryota; Evosea; Eumycetozoa; Acytosteliales; Acytosteliaceae
Exons: 2
Coding region: 1-321 (106 amino acids)
Source: RefSeq, a predicted model, not a curated record
AUGGAAAUGCUAAUUACUGAUGGUAGUCUCUUUGGCAAUGUAACAACACUCGAUCUAGGUAUCAUUCACGAGCAACUACCAAAGCUACCAAGCACAGUCAAAUCAUUAACAUUACACAUAAGCAUCGGUAGUUCAAAUUCAAUCUUUAAUUAUAAUAAUAUAGGUAAUACUCUAUUGACUAUCGGUCAAACACUUAAUUAUAAUAAUAAUAAUAUUAAUAAUGUCGUCUUGACUAAUAAUUUAUUUAUUUAUUAUAAAAGUCAAUCCAUUGCAUACACUACCGACCACCGUCAACUCAAUAGCACUCUCGAUCGACCAUAG